CGCAGGCUCACAGAGAGAAGAGGAAGGAAUCUAUGUCCAGUUUUUUUAUCGCGUCUCCCAGAAAAACGAGCGAUCAAAUGCGGUCGAUCGCGCUCUCGUUUUUUUCCUCCAAGCCAAGCAAGCGCCAGACCAGGAAGCUCCUCUUUGACGAAUUUAAUUCUCACUUGCGAGCUGGGCUGGGAAAAAAAAGAAGAAAACAUCCUUGUCUCCAACCGCAAUAAAUGUACCAGCAAAUGAGAGAUUCCGGGAUUGUUUGAAUCCUGACCGUCGAUCUUGUGAACUCUUCUGGAACGGAAUGUCGCGGCUGCCGUAAAUUCCGGCGCGAAAUCUCAAAUCCCGCCGUUAACAUUCCAUUCCAACUCUCAGAGAUAUAAAUUUGGAAUGGGGGGAAGCGUAGCGCAGUGGCAGCGAGGGCGAUAGCGGCAACGAUCGUUCCAAAAUCUCGAUCGCAGUCCAGGGUUGGAGUCUGAUUGGAGAGCUCAUGAUCAUGGGGCUUGUGGAUCUGGUCACAGGGAGGAGGGGUCCGAGCGGCUUUGGAUCCUCCUCCACUGCCGAGGAUGUCACCAAGGGAAUCGACGCCAGCAAUCUCACUGUCCUCAUCACGGGUGGCGCUAGCGGCAUUGGGGCCGAGGCAUCUCGCGUUCUCGCGAUGCGCGGGGCCAGGGUUGUGAUCGCCGCCAGGAAUCUCACCGCGGCGAGCGAGGUGAAGAAUGCGAUCUUGGCGGAAUAUCCCAAGGCCAGAAUAGAAUGUUUGAAGAUCGAUCUCAGCUCUUUGUCGUCGGUGAGGAGCUUUGCGGCGGAGUUCUUGGCCACGAAGCUCCCGCUCAACAUUCUCAUAAACAAUGCGGGAAUUAUGAUGAUUCCUUACGAGCUCUCUCCCGAUGGCAUUGAAAUGCAAUUCGCUACAAACCAUCUGGGCCAUUUUCUUCUCACAAACUUGCUCCUGGACAAAAUGAAGGAGACCGCCAAGGAAAGUGGCAUCCAGGGAAGAAUUGUCAAUCUCUCCUCCAUCGCGCACAUCGCCUCUUACAGCGGUGGAAUCCAGUUCUCACACCUUAAUGACAAAGCCUGGUACUCCGACACUAGAGCAUACAGUCAAUCCAAGCUCGCGAACAUCCUCCACGCCAAAGAACUGGCAAUGAGAUUCAAGGCCCAAGGAGUUGACAUCACAGCUAACGCUGUUCAUCCAGGGUUUAUAAUGACGCCUUUGAUGCGGCACACAUUCUACAUAAUGAGGGUUCUCAAGUUCUUCUCCAGCUUCCUUUGGAAAAAUGUGCCACAGGGCGCUGCUACGACGUGCUACGCGGCUCUGCAUCCAAGCCUCAAGGACGUCACCGGACAAUACUUCGUGGAUUCCAACAAAUCCAACUGUAGCGCCUAUGGCAGAGAUCCCGAGCUCGCUCACAAGCUAUGGACCUUCUCCCAGGAGCUUAUAGACAAGCAUUCUCCGUCCUAAAGAUAAAAGGUUGAUGGUGCUAGAGAGCGAGCGAGCGAGCGAGCAAACGAGGACAACUGGACAGUGAUUCGUGGAUAGACUGUAUUUACUCUUCUCGAAAGCUCGAGCUCGAGCUCGAGCUCGAGCUUGAUCAAAAGUAAGACGCGUUGCCUACAUUGCGCAUGACUAAAA
Selaginella moellendorffii is the source of this 1627-nucleotide messenger RNA. RefSeq names its product short-chain dehydrogenase TIC 32, chloroplastic. The transcript has 8 exons. Lineage: Eukaryota; Viridiplantae; Streptophyta; Lycopodiopsida; Selaginellales; Selaginellaceae. Bases 482 to 1456 code for a protein of 324 amino acids. The record is from RefSeq and is a predicted model, not a curated record.